Messenger RNA from Magnolia sinica, 2383 nucleotides. RefSeq names its product PI-PLC X domain-containing protein At5g67130-like. Lineage: Eukaryota; Viridiplantae; Streptophyta; Magnoliopsida; Magnoliales; Magnoliaceae. The transcript is spliced from 8 exons. Gene Ontology annotation, biological process: lipid metabolic process. The record is from RefSeq and is a predicted model, not a curated record. Gene Ontology annotation, molecular function: phosphoric diester hydrolase activity. The coding region runs from base 1 to 957 and encodes 318 amino acids.
AUGUCCCACCAUUCCGACGCUUUCAUCGCAUUACUAGGUUCUAUUCUUCUUCUCUCAAUAACCCAUUUAAUCAGAAUCUUAAAGCCUUCAGGUUUUCUUAUUUCCUUUCCUAUUUCAGGUGGGUAUGGAACCUUAGAAGAGCUCUUGGAAGUCAUCACCUGGGCUCAGCUAGGAAUCCAUAAUAAACCCAAGGAUGUUAGAGGGGUGAUGCCUAACAUGUACGACUUCAGCAAUGACAUUUGGUUGUGCCACUCCUUUGGAGGCCAAUGCUACAAUUUGAUAGCAUUCCAACCUGCUAUUAAUGUGCUGAAAGAAAUUCAAGUGUUCCUUGAUGCCAACCCUUUGGAGAUCAUUACAAUCUUCAUAGAAGAUUAUGUCACAUCACCUCAAGGCCUAACUAAGGUAUUCAAUGCCGCCGGCCUUAGGAAAUUUUGGUUUCUGGUAUCAGGGAUGCCUAAAAAUGGGCAGGAUUGGCUCAUCAUCGAUGAUAUGAUUAGUAAGAACCAGCAUUUGUUGGUAUUCACCUCAAAAUCAGCCAAGGAGGCUUCUGAAGGCAUUGCCUAUGAGUGGAGAUAUGUUGUAGAAAACCAAUAUGGUGACAGUGGGAUGAAGGCGAGUUCUUAUCCUAAUCGUGCGGAAUCAUCUCCCAUGAACACAACAACAAGAUCCCUUGUUUUAGAGAACUAUUUCCCUGACAAUCCUAAUUUAGCGACCGCUUGUAAGGACAACUUAGCUCCACUUACUGGCAUGACUGGUACAUGUCAUGAAGCAGCAGGAAAACGAUGGCCCAACUUCAUUGCUGUCGAUUUCUACAAGAGAAGCGAUGGAGGGGGAGUCCCACAAGCCCCACCGGAUAAUCCUAGCCAUCAGUUUUUUCUUUCUUUCUUUCUUUCUUUUUGGACUUUUGACCAUAAACAUGUAUGCUUUGAUGAGUCACUGUCUGCCCGGUUGGUUUAAUUCGUUGUUGAAUUGCACACUGAAACCGAGUUUUGAGAACCUUGCUUUGAUGAGUCACUGUCUGCCUGGUUGGUUUAAUUCGUUGUUCAAUUGCACACUGAAACCGAGUUUUGAGAACCUUGCUUCUAGCUGAGGGGAAACAGUAUAAGAACCAUAGACUUGGUCCGUUGGUCUUGAUACAUGUAAGAGUAUUUUAGAAGUUUCAAUGUUUUUUGUUGACUCCUGACUCACUUUAUAGUUUAUACUACCAGAUGUAUUGUAGAUUGUUUUUCCUCUCCACUUACUCUUUGAAUGCAGUGGUUAUUAAUCACUAGUUAUUUUCCUAGGCCUAUUCCAGAUAGUAAAUCACCGUCAUAUGUCUAACUUUUCAAUCAUUUCCUAUUGGUUCCAAAGGCAGGAGAAAGCUUUUCUUAUAUUUUCUGAGUUGAGCAUUUCUGCUGGCUAGGCUGAUGCUAGGCCAUUUUAAUGGCUAUGCGCUUGCAGGUAAUUUCAGAGAAUUACCAGGUUCUCUGACAGUCACUUUACUAUAUUUUUUCUGGGUGCAAUCUGUAGGCAGAAGCAAUCAGUUAAACAAAUGGGGGCCCUAUUCUUACUAAUAAUUGCUGCCAUACUUCUAAGCUUUGGAGAAGGUUCUGGCAGGGAUUCUAGUGGCACUAACCCAGAUCAAGUUCUCUUUCAUGGAAUCAUUCCUGUUUUAGUUGCUUCUGUGCUCUCUGGUAAAGAAACACAGCUCAUGCUUAAUGACUAUGGAAAUGUCUAUAGUUGGAAGCUUGUCAGUGGGCUUCUUCUCUCUGUCAGUGGGCUUCUCAAGUGAAGAAACACAGCUCAUGCUUCAUGAAUGUGGAAAUGUCUAUAGUUGGAAGCCUGUGCUUAUUGGCAAGUAUGUCUAAGUCUCCAGAUGGAGAAGCCAUCAGACAGCAUGGGUUUUUUCAUGGUUGGACCGCAUUGACUGUGGUUCAAGUGGAAUGCUCAGAUGCAUGAUUCAGCUGUUUAACCUGCUUUUUUCCCACACCCUCCGUGAAGGUAACUCUGUCGCGGAUGCUCUAGCAAAGUUCGGUAGCGAUAAACAGGCUGACUCCCUUUAUCGCUCCAGAGCCGAUCUCCCGAGACACAUUAGAGGCUCCCUUGUGCUAGAUUGCGCCGGUAUGGGCUUUAUCAGGAGCUUCAGUGCAAGGCAGGGAGUGGGUUGAGAGAUUCGAUCUCAGGGAGUGGGUUGGGAGCUUGGAGUGCUUCACAGCUUGGUUCAACCUCUCAUCGUACAUGAUUCCCUGUCUCCCUCUUCUCUUCCUCGAGAAGCGCCCAUUUUGUCUAUCCAAUUUUCUCUUCUUCUUUUUUCCUUUCUUCCUUUUCCUGCUGCCCAUCUUGGCUAUACAAUAGGUGAGGCCCGAUGUGAUUGUGGAGCCCUCCUGAAUGUCCAGUCUUUGUA